AUGUCCACCGCCGACAACCACAGUCACAGUGACGACGACGAUCAGGUGGCUCACCGCGUAUCCCGUUGGACCGCCUUCGGCGAAGGUGUCUCUGCAUCUGCGAAGAGCCACAUGGCUCGAUACCGCUAUCUCUUCAUGCACGAGGAGUUCCUCCUCUAUCGCGAGGUGUCCAAAGUCAUUCGGCGCAUCACCAUCUUCGCUUUCUGGUUCAUGCCUGUCUACCUGCGGACGCAAGUUGUACCCUUGCGCUGCCUUGAGCUGGACCACAUUCAUCUCAGCGUCAUGAUCGAGCAUCCAGACAUUGUUUGCGGCUCCGAGCUGCACGAUGAGCUCAUGACACCAAUGCAGUUCCUUUGGGGCGUCAUCUUGUAUCCUGCCGUGUGGGCUUUGGUCGUUUUGCUCUCCUACCGCUGGAAGUCCGAAGC
This is a messenger RNA of Symbiodinium natans, 425 nucleotides long. The record is from the annotation of a GenBank genome assembly. Lineage: Eukaryota; Dinophyceae; Suessiales; Symbiodiniaceae.